Molecule: messenger RNA, 1269 nt
Organism: Cyprinus carpio (common carp)
Lineage: Eukaryota; Metazoa; Chordata; Actinopteri; Cypriniformes; Cyprinidae
Product: protein FAM207A-like
Exons: 8
Coding region: 162-890 (242 amino acids)
Biological process (GO): maturation of SSU-rRNA from tricistronic rRNA transcript (SSU-rRNA, 5.8S rRNA, LSU-rRNA)
Cellular component (GO): preribosome, small subunit precursor; nucleolus; 90S preribosome
Source: RefSeq, a predicted model, not a curated record
UUUAAACCCGGACAAUAUAAGCUGCAACACCAAACAAAUGGUCAAUUUUAACACGUGCGGGACUUAUUCUGAAUGUACGCGCGGUGCAUAAAUAUAAAGAUCUUAUCAAUAUAAAUUAAAACACACACACACACAAACACACACACACACACCGAGACAGAAUGGUGGGGAAAAUUAAACGGGCCCGACAGAAGCUCCACCACGGCGCUGUAAAGCUGGAAAAUGAGCCCGAAAACAAACCCAUGCUGGGGGAUCUAGAGAAGAUACAGAUCAAGCCCAUUCAGCUCAUUAAAACAGAUUCAAAAGAGACCAAACUCAACACAUCUGACAGCAGCAUAAACAAUAAAUCAAAGGCGUUCAGUUUUCCCACUGGAGUCUUUGCUGGAACUAAAAUCUCCCCUGAGGCUUUAGUUCAAACUUCCCACUGGAAGGGGUCUUUAGAGGUGCAGAUGCCAGUUAAAUUGGGCACAGGGGAAAAGAAACAUCAGUCAAAGAAAGAAAAAAUGAAGGAGCGCAGGGAAAGAUGGCUUAACAAGAUCAGUGCGAUCAAACUGGCGCGUGAGCAGCAGGUGGCGCAGGCGCGGAGGAAGGCCACACCUGUGGUGGGAGACAUGAGACCGCUGGCCGACGCCCUUCCUGAACUCUCCCAGCUCCUCCCGCCUCUCAAAUCCCCCGCCAGCGCACAGCGGAAAAACAAAGCUUCGGUUAAGAAGAAACCAGAACCCACAAAUUUCAGCCAGAUGAAACCAGCCCAGAAACGAAAACUACUCGAGACGGAAGCAUCUCACUUCAUCGAAGCCAUAAAAAAUCCCACCUUCAAGACCAACCCUUUAGCUGCGAUUGGUGAACAUCUCCGAAAACGACUCAAGCAGGAAGACGAACAGAGUUAAUCGCCACUCUGCAGCGCCGCCCUGUUGGUAGACCUAAAGAACUGUGUUUUAUUAUAUGCUGGUACAUCAAACCAAGCAAAUACAGUUAAACCGGUUUUAUACUUCAUAAUAGAAUAUGAAAACGAAGAGGAAUUCCGAGAUUUGCAUAACUUGCAAUAUUAACACUAUAAAGGAAACACAGUUUCUGUGUGUACUUUAGUAAAUGAGUUUAUGCAAAACGAAUUGCUUUGAUGAUCAUGAUACCAGAUAUUUAAUGUGUGUUUUUGCUCUUGGUAAGAUCAAAAUAAAUCCAGUGGGAAAUGACUAUGCAUAUGUUUUUUCUUUAUUAUCAGCACAUGCCAAGAAAAGCUUGACUUAUAACAAUAAAAUGGUCAAAAAC